ACCAGGAGUAUUCAAAUUUCCCUUCUCUUUUAGCUUAUUCUUAAUAUCUCUUUUCAUUUUCUUUCUUCUUAUUAAUCCACAAAGGAAAAAAAUUCACUAUUUGCCAUUUGAUCCAAUGGCUUCUUCAUGUAGUACUCAACUCGAUGAAAUUGGAAACAAUGAUGAAUUAACCCCUUUACAAAAGCAUGUAAUGUUCUUUGAUAUCAACAAAGAUGGAAUUAUAAACCCUUGGGAAACAUAUCAAGGUUUAAGAAAAUUGGGACGUAGUAUUUUUCGUUCUGUUUUAGGUGCUGUGCUCGUCCAUCUUGUUUUCAGUGGCAAAACUCGACCAGGAAAAUGGCCCCAUCCAUUAUUUCCAAUUGUGAUUAAAAAUAUCAAAUAUGCCAUACAUGGAAGUGAUUCUCAUACCUACGAUUCUGAAGGAAGGUUUGUACCUGAGAAAUUUGAGGAGAUUUUCAAGAAACAUGCACAUGAAAAUUCAGAAUAUUUAACAUCAAAGGAAGUAGAUGAAUUGCUCAAGAAAAAUAGAGAACCAAAGGACUACUUUGGAUGGCUUAAUGCUAGAACAGAUUGGAGGGUUUUAUUUGAUGUUGGGAAAAACAAAGAUGGUGUAUUGACUAAAGAAACAAUUAAAGAGGUUUAUGAUGGAAGCUUUUUUGAAAAAAAGGCAAAAGAACUUGCUACUAUGAAGUAAAAAAAUUAAUUAAAAAAAUUCCUUAACUAUGUAUAUUAAUAAAGUUAUUUAAUUUUAUUCUAUUCUUUAUGAAAUGAUUUGUACUAUAAUUAUCUAUAAUUUGUUUUAGGCUGUUGCGUGUCAAAAAUAUUUCUUGUUUUCUUAAAUUUCAUAUUCAAUUAACAACACCAAACAUAGGACGGUCUCCAUCUUUGAUUGUGAAGCGUAA
Molecule: messenger RNA, 902 nt
Organism: Capsicum annuum
Lineage: Eukaryota; Viridiplantae; Streptophyta; Magnoliopsida; Solanales; Solanaceae
Product: probable peroxygenase 5
Exons: 6
Coding region: 116-694 (192 amino acids)
Molecular function (GO): monooxygenase activity; calcium ion binding
Source: RefSeq, a predicted model, not a curated record